GAGCGGAUGCACGUUAAGUUUGCAUACAGAGAAACUGGAGUCGGCUUGGCCGUCUCCUAGCAACCAGGGGAAGAGCAGCGAGGAGCGCCGGAGGCUGGAGCUGAAGGAGUGAGCAGAUGAGCGGAGCAGAGCAUGGGGUCGUAGCGGCGCUGCUACCUGACGACAGGAAUUAAAGCUGAAUGCUAGAAGAGUAAAGACCCAUCCGUCCAUGAUGUUUGUGGGAACUUCUGUGGGUAGCAGCCCCACUUGUCCAGUCCCGGCCCACAGUCCUGAUUAUCAGUCAGACGGUCCAUCCCCUCCAUGCUGGUUAACUCAGGCUCGGUGCGACCUCGCCCAGGCCGAGGCCGAGCUACGACGCCUGCAGGAGCGUCACAUGACCGAGACCGAAUCUGUCAAGCGAGGUGUUGAACGAGCCAUAUUGGGAGCAAGGAGAGAAGAGCGCCGCCUGCUGGAGAGGGUGGAGCAGGACCACCGGGACACUCAGCAGCGUCUGGAGCAGGUCCAGAGGGAAAACACAGCAGCUGCCCGGGUCAGUCAGUCCCUGCUGGACCAAAGGCUUCGGAAAGUGGCUCAACUUCAGGAGCGGGUUCAGGAUGCUGGCCAGUCAGUUCUGAAUGAAAGUGUUCCAAACCAGAACCUGCUGCUAAAGGAGGUGGCAGAGUUCCUACAGCCCUGGGAAAUCUCAGUUGCCCUGAAGAAAGUGAACUUCAAACCCAGCCCCCAACCUAAUGCCGUCGCCUUCGGAGACAUUCGGGUGCACGAACAAAGCCUUUGCCUGCAUGUUGGUGGUUGUGGUCCACAGGGACAGAUGUGUGCUCUCCAUUUACAGGAGAUCCUGUCUGAAGAUACAAACCAUCAAGGUUCUGGAACAGAAAAGAGCAAUCAAGGACAGGGCUGGACCUCAUCAACAGGGAGGGUAGUCAGAAAGAUCAGCCUCUCUAACCGGAGUGAUCUGGGUUCAGAGGAGGAACAAAAGAUCUCUGCCGCAAACAUAAAUCGCUGGCUUCCAAAGUGUGAACAAUCUGAGUGGGAAACUUCCCAAGAAGACGAGAUAGAUUCAGGUUCCUUCCAGUCGCAGGGGGAGGAUGCAUUUCUGGCUGUCCCUACGGUGCUAAAAAACAUGGAUACUGAAGGCAAGGAUCAGGUGUACAAGAUGAACAGUAAUGGAAAACAACACUCACCAAGAAACCAGAGGAAACUUCUUUCUGUGCCCUCCAAUAGAAUGCCAUCCUCCUCACCUGAACGAAGACAGGACCAUGCUAAGCUGGGUCACUGCCUGAGCUUAGACAGUCAGAAUGGAGAUAAAGGAAAAGUGAGUCAAGAGUCCAGUAGUAGACUGCUAAGGUACGGGAACAGCGCCCUAGCAUCUCCCAGGAUGACUCCAAGAGACUCUCUGGCCAGCCAAAGCUGCCUCGACCUCACCUCUAGGGGUCGCCCUCACUCUCGCCUCAGCCAGUCCUCGGAUGAACACUCUCUGGGCACACUCGGUGAUUCUGGUAGAGCUCCAUCUCCAACAGACAGCCUUGACUCCAGCUACACCUUCAUUGUCAGCCCGUCUCAUGACUACAGUCUGAACAGAGGCUCUUUGAACUACAGCUGCCGCUUAUCAAAGUCUGCAGUUGACUUGACGCACAAAACACGUCCGCUGAUCAGUGGUGGGACCAAUGAUCAUGGAGUGUGGAAAGCUAAGUGUAGCAACUUCAACUCCAUGUCGAGCUCCACCUCAGCCUCUCCAGCUCUCAGUAGGGGACCUCGGGUUUCUGACAUGGGGCAGACCUCAUCUUACCCGACAUACAGAGGUCAGAAUAUGUUGCACCAGCCACAGAAAAAAGUUGCAGCAGUUGCACUAAAACAACAGCUCGUGGCUCGGUCUUUAUCCAUGUCGGUCAUAGAUGGUUCCUCUCAAGACCCAAGGAGAAGCAGAGGAGAAAGAGGAGAACCAGCACUUGUGGAAUUAGAGGAAGAAGGUGAUCCCUCCUUCUCGCUAUUUAACCCCAGAGACGUCCCUCUCAUUGGGCAGUUUGGAAAGCAAGGUUCGGGUCGGGCUGACCUUACCCUGCCCAGCGGUAUCCAUGCAACUCCCCAGGGCCAACUCUUUAUAGUGGACUGCGGAAAUGCACGUGUUCAGGUGACAGAUCCUCGGGGAAAUGUCCUCCAGCAAGUGACCUCCCCAACUGCUGAUGGUUCUGCCAGACGAUGUCGAAACUACUUUGACAUCGCUGUCAAUGCCAAGGGUCUGAUUGCACUGAGCUGUGCAGCAGAGAGAGCCCUGCUGGUGUUCAGCCGACAUGGCCGCCUGCUCCAGACCUUUGGAGGGUCUGGGUUGGGCUCUGCUAAAGAUGAACUGGAAGCUCCCAGAGGUGUGACUGUGACCAGGCUAGAUGAGUUCCUAGUGGCUGAUAUCCGGAAAGGUACCCUCGUUGCCCUGAAGCUUGAAACUAAGACUGGCUCCCGUCUGGAGCGCACAGUGGUGACCGGAUUCCACAGACCAUACUUAGUGGCAGCCUGCUUGAGCUCAGGCAUGAUAGCAGUGUCCGAAAGGGGCAACGAAACAGGCCGAGUGCCUUGUGUCAAAGUCCUGGAGCCAGGAUGGAACACGGUGAGGGUUCUGGGUGUAUGUGCCGGCAUGGGGCCAGUCCUGGCCUGCCCCUGGGGUAUCUGUAUAGAUACAGAUGGUAAUGUGUUGGUGGCAGACUGGGGGGAGCAGCACAGAGUCCUGUUAUAUCCUGCUCAGGGAACAGGGUGGCCCAUAGUAAACCAGGGCUUGAGUAGUCCUCGUGGCCUGACGCUGUUACCUGAGGGUCAGCUAGCCGUUUCAGACAGCAUGCAUCACUGCAUUAAGAUCUACCAGUACAAAGCAGCCCGAGACUAGAAAGAGCUGACAUGUAAGGAGACACAAUGUUCAAAGAAAACUAUCUCAAAGGAAAUCAGCCACAUCUGAAUAAUAACUAUUAAAUCAACAAUUAGCUGCAGCUCCUGGACUCACACUAAACUUCUGAAAUUAGACUGACAAAUAAUGUUUUGGUGACGGGUCCAGCUGGACUGGAGGAGUCAUGAGUCUGCCUGGAUUUGAAAGUCAAAAGCUAUCCAUUCAUCAUUAAAGCAGAAAACUAUAAAGCUAAGCUACAGAGAGAAAACUGAGCAUCCACAGCCUUCACUUUCAGCGUGCUAGUUUGUUUUUGCUGAGCUGCUCAGAAGCAUUCAGGCUCAGAUAGAAUUACUGUUUAUUUCUGACGGUGGUUUGUAGAUUAGAGUUCAGUUAGAGUCUGCUCAGUGUCUGUGUGCUGCUGCUGUGAUACCAGAGCUGCUAACAUUCAGGCGAUAACUGAGGUCAGCAUUCACUGGAGUUUUAAUACUGUCAAACAUGAAUGCACAAACAUCUGCUACUAUAAUUUAUUACACUUUUUAAAGAAGAGAGAGAAUUUGAAGUGGUGGGACAGAGAUUACUUUGUGUUCCAGUGUGGUGUUUUUAUUUUGAUGUGUUUGAACCAAAAGGAUUUCUGUGUUUCAACUGAACCUAGUCAUGAUUAGAUUCAGGAAGUCCUUCAAAUUCUACGAUUUGUCUCGCUGUCACUGAUCUUCACUGACAGCGAGCGGCACUCAGAGGCUUCUUUCAGUCCUCCCACUCCCCUCUUUUACCACAAGUGUCUGUCAUGUAAAUCUACCGCUCUUUGAUGGAUCUGUAUUUAACACAGGGAUACGCUGAUGCCUUCAAGUACUCGUGGGUGAAGCGUCGACAGUGAGCCAGACUGCCAUCCAGAUUUUCUUCAGUGAGAUGUGUCUGUGCGUUGCAGAUGUUUUAUUCAGGAAAUCACCGCUUAUUUGGGAUGUGGAGUUAUUAGGUGUAUGUUUAUGCAGAUAAUUUGCUGCAGUUUGUCACUUUUACACAAUCAGGAGUUUUGAAAUCGCAUCACACAUGACAGGAUGUUAUUGAAAUGAGUUGAAAUGAGUUUUGCGAUCUGUAGCUAAUGUCAGCAGCAGUGCUUGGAAACAGAUUCUCCAAGGUGCUCUGGACAGUAGUGUGAUGAUCAUAACCAUCCAAAUUAUUGACUCAAAUAAAUCAAACAUCUUUAAUAUUAUCGAAUCGGACUUGAUCAGUUGGGUCAAACGUGGAAACUUGGCCAGAAACUCAUGACAUGUGAGCCCUUGUUUUGUCCAGUACCACUCAGAUAAUUCCAAACAUUGCAUUCAUUUUAUUAACCAUGCUAAUGUAUCUUAGAUUUGGUUUCACAUAUUCAACCAAAGAUAGACUUUUGUACUCUUUAACAGUAAAACAACUAACAUGUGUCAUUUAGUUUUAGCUUAAAUAAUGCAAUUCUGUCAUUUAGAAGUUUUAGAAAUGGAAAUAUUUAUGGGUUAGACAGUUUUUAUCCUUCAACUGUUAUAAAACUAUAAAUCCCCAGGCAGUAACAAUGAGGUUUUAACCUUCCGACAGUAGAAGUAAAUGAUUAGUCGUUCUUAAAUACAGCUUAGACGUUGAUGCAUCCAUAAUUUAAUGCUGAGGUAAUCCUUCACUAUCUGUACUUACUUUUAAUACGUCCGCUUUUAUAAACUCUCAAUCCUUUCUACUUUUUAUUAAGUUAAUUUUUAAAUUCUGUUGCUGUAUUGGUAUGUUUAACUGACAAAACCACUGAAGUGCUUUUCUGCUGCUUGGAUUCCAUCCAAAGUGUUUUCAUCCCUCUCUUAGAUAAAACCAUGACAUUCUAAAAACAGAAACAAUACGCUGGAAGGCUUCCAGCUGCGAGUGUGAGCUAUUAUCCAAAAAGACAAGCUUGUUACGUCUUGUCAUUUUUACUUUCAUGACUGUAAACAUGUUUAUUCAUGGGAAAUCUGCAGCUUUAAUGAUGUGCAUGUUAAAAAGAAUUUAAAAAAAAAUAAAAAAUAAGGUUGAAAUUUAGUUUAUUGUGAUAUUUUCCUCAUUAGGCUUUGCUAUGGGUCAUAACACAAAAGA
This is a messenger RNA of Acanthochromis polyacanthus (spiny chromis), 4951 nucleotides long. RefSeq lists its product as uncharacterized. The record is from RefSeq and is a predicted model, not a curated record. The coding region runs from base 209 to 2872 and encodes 887 amino acids. The transcript has 3 exons. Gene Ontology annotation, biological process: negative regulation of translation; proteasome-mediated ubiquitin-dependent protein catabolic process; protein polyubiquitination. NCBI's taxonomy places the organism in Eukaryota, Metazoa, Chordata, Actinopteri, Pomacentridae. Gene Ontology annotation, molecular function: ubiquitin protein ligase activity; translation repressor activity; protein binding.